AUGAUGAGUUCACCGCAUCAACAACAACAACCAGAGCAGCAGCAGCAGCAGCAGCAGCCAAACACAUCCACUACUACUACAUCCACACCUUUUAUCGACCCAUCAUCUGUCAUGGUUGCAGCAGCAGCUUACUCUGCUGCAGGUCUUCCUCCGCUGUCACAUUUGUUACUGCCAGACCAACAACAGCAGCAACAGCAACCACUUCAACAACCACCCACACCACAACAUACACCUACCCCUACCAUGUCAUCUUGUGCUUUUUAUUACCCUUCUCCUCCUCAAGAACCAGAGAACAACAAGGCUUAUUCAUUUGUACCUGGUGCUACACAAAAGAAGCGUCCUCGUCGUAAAUACCAUGAAAUCGAAAGACUUUACCCUUGCAGUUAUCCAGGCUGCUCUAAAAGCUAUGGCACGCUCAAUCAUCUCAACGCCCAUGUUGCCAUGCAAAAACACGGCCCUAAGCGAUUGCCAGCCGAGUUUAAAGAAAUGCGCAAACAGUGGCGUAAGCAAAAACGUGAGCAAAAGGCAGCUCAACAACAGCAGCAACAACUACAGCAACAACAACUACAACAAGUGGUAGCAAAUACAAUUGUCGGCAGCACAGCAGGUGGUGGUGGCGGCAAUAUGAGUCAAAGUGGUGUUGGAGGAGGAGGAGGAGCACAUCAAGGAGCCGUUGCUGUUAGUGAUGUAAGCGCUGCAGCUGCAGCUGCCGCGUUCCUGGUCCCUCAAACAUCAUUUUUGCCAUCAUGGCAACAGCAGCAAACGUUGAUGGUGGGUCCAACCCAUGAAUUGCUCCAUCCUUUUUGA
Lichtheimia ornata is the source of this 807-nucleotide messenger RNA. RefSeq lists its product as uncharacterized. The transcript has 2 exons. Bases 1 to 807 code for a protein of 268 amino acids. Gene Ontology annotation, biological process: regulation of DNA-templated transcription. The record is from RefSeq and is a predicted model, not a curated record. NCBI's taxonomy places the organism in Eukaryota, Fungi, Mucoromycota, Mucoromycetes, Mucorales, Lichtheimiaceae.